AUGUGCGCCUUAGGUGCAGACUGUCCUGGGCUGGGUUCUGCUGACCCCGCUCCAGCUCGUGGUCCCCCGCCCAAGGAGAAGAUAGAGAUUAAAGACAGGCCCAGUUCUUACAAUGGGAAGCUGAAGCGCGGGGAGUUGGAGCGAAAGCAUAGCACCCGCACAGAAGCCAAGAAGAAAGCGCCCUGUCCUGGACUUGGCUUGUUUUACACAUUACUGUCUGCCUUCCUUUUCUCAGUGGCCUCUUUAUUUGUUAAAAAAAUACAAGACGUCCAUGCUGUAGAAAUUAGUGCAUUUCGAUGUGUGUUCCAAAUGCUAGUUAUUAUCCCUUGCUUAAUAUACAGAAAAACUGGGUUUAUAGGCCCCAAAGGUCAACGGCGUUUCCUCAUUCUCAGAGGAUUCCUUGGUUCUUCUGCCAUGAUCCUUAUAUACUAUGCUUUCCAGACCACGUCCCUCGCAGACGCCACAGUUAUCUCCUUUAGCUGCCCCGUGUUCACGUCUCUGUUUGCUUGGAUAUUUCUCAAGGAAAAGUAUUCCCUCUGGGAUGCUUUGUUCACCUUGUUCACAAUCACUGGAGUGACCCUUAUCGUGCGACCACCAUUCUUGUUUGGGUCCAACACUGCGGGGACGGAAGGAAGCUACUCAGCCCACCUUCAGGGAACGUUGGCAGCCAUCGGACAUGCCGUGUUCGCUGCACUGACUCUAGUUAUCCUGAGGAAAAUGGGAAAAUCUGUGGACUACUUUCUGAGCAUUUGGUACUAUGUCAUACUCGGCCUGGCUGAGAGCGUCACCGUCCUCUUUAUUCUAGGAGAGUGGAGCCUGCCCAAAUGCGGGCUGGACAGGCUGUUUCUCAUCCUCAUCGGGCUCCUAGGUCUGGGGGGUCAGAUAUUUAUCACAAAAGCAGUUCAGAUAGAGAAAGCAGGACCCGUAGCCAUGGUAAAAACAAUGGAUGUGGUCUUUGCUUUUAUUUUUCAGAUUAUUUUCUUUAACGAUAUCCCGACCUGGUGGACCGUGGGCGGCGCUCUUUGCGUAGUAGCCAGCAGUACUGGAGCGGUUAUUCGCAAAUGGCUCCAGAGCUCCAAGUGAACACGCGUCGUUGCUGACACCUAGAUUUUUUUAACAUCUCGUCAGCCACACACAUGGAAAAUCUGCAUUUAUUCACUGAUUAUACUUAAUAAAUUUUAUAAAUAAAUACCAUUUUUGAAUAUGGUAUGUUUUCAAUUAAGAGUAGCUAGUAGGGUGUAGCAAGUGUUUUGUUAGCUUUUGAUUUUGUUUGUUUUGUUAGUGUGGCACUGGUAAGAGGAGAAAGCUUGUUAUCUGAAGAAAAACAAAAAAAUUUGAUGACUAAUAUAUAAUUUUUAAAUAUAUUUUUGGUACAGAUGGGAGAUGGGUUGCAGACUCUCUUACUGUAAGGAGCCUAAGAAACUUAUGCUGCUAUAAUUAGUGUUACAUUAAUUCAUUUGCAACAUAAUUCUUCUAGGAUACCAAAGCUGAAGUUUGGUAUAGGUGCCUACUUAACUGGUGUUAAUACAAAUGAAUCGCCUUAUUGUCAAGGGUUGCAUAAAUGAUUAUCACACUUUUAACUCAUACCUGUGCCUUUUCGUUUUAAUGCUGGGACUUCUGUAUGUGACUUCUAAACAGUAUCUUUAAGUUGCCAAACUUGGUGACUAGUUUUCUGGCCCAGCAGCAGGAGCAGCUGGCUAUCAUUUAUAAUUGUAGUUGUCCUCUAUUUUAUGGGUAAUUUAAAAUUUCAAGAUUUCCAAGUUUCAAGUCACAAGACAGAAAUCGUGGCCAGACCAUGGUGCACAUUUCCAUCUUGAGGUAUUUUCUCCUCACUUGAGAUGUGAUUUUCUAUAAAUUCUCUUUGCUUUAUAGUAUGAUGCCAAAUAAAAUCUUCUCAGGAUCUUGUUAGCUUGAACAUUAUCGAUAUAAGAUUAC
This is a messenger RNA of Octodon degus (degu), 1935 nucleotides long. It is a transcript of the gene Slc35g1, whose product is annotated as solute carrier family 35 member G1. Gene Ontology annotation, cellular component: plasma membrane; endoplasmic reticulum membrane. The transcript has 3 exons. Bases 1 to 1083 code for a protein of 360 amino acids. Gene Ontology annotation, biological process: calcium ion export across plasma membrane; regulation of cytosolic calcium ion concentration. Lineage: Eukaryota; Metazoa; Chordata; Mammalia; Rodentia; Octodontidae. The record is from RefSeq and is a predicted model, not a curated record.